AUGUCUCAACGAGCAACCCCAAAUCCCCCGACCGGAAACAAACCGACCCCAUUUCGCUACAUGGAGCCAUACGGACAUCUCGCACCUCCCCCCGAGGACCCCACACACCAAUUCGACAACCUCGAAGAGGCCCUCUCCAUCCGCAUCAACGAUAAAGACAUCCACUGCUUCAGACUCGUCGCCGCGGGAAAAAAUACCCAAGGUACCGGAUAUGCUGUCCGUCUACACGCAUUUACCACCGAUUUGGAAAGUCAAGACAUCGCCAUGAAAGGGAAAAGGGAGGAUGUCCAGGUCACUGUCGCGCCAAAGGACAAGUUUGCGGACGAAAUCGCCGGUGAGAUCAUGGCUAUUUCUCUUGGGAAUCAGGGAUGCAUUGUUAUUCUGGUGUAUUUCAAGAAGGCAGACUUGGACUUUGUUGAGGAUGAAGAGUGGGUGAAGGAGUUCAUGGAUGCGGAGUAUAAAGAGUCUGUUAUUCUGGACUGGGAGGACUGGGUUGAGGUGUGA
This is a messenger RNA of Colletotrichum phormii, 504 nucleotides long. RefSeq lists its product as uncharacterized. The record is from RefSeq and is a predicted model, not a curated record. The transcript has a single exon. NCBI's taxonomy places the organism in Eukaryota, Fungi, Ascomycota, Sordariomycetes, Glomerellales, Glomerellaceae. The coding region runs from base 1 to 504 and encodes 167 amino acids.